Messenger RNA from Molossus molossus (Pallas's mastiff bat), 1099 nucleotides. RefSeq names its product dihydrofolate reductase (gene DHFR). Lineage: Eukaryota; Metazoa; Chordata; Mammalia; Chiroptera; Molossidae. Bases 62 to 625 code for a protein of 187 amino acids. The record is from RefSeq and is a predicted model, not a curated record. The transcript is spliced from 6 exons. Gene Ontology annotation, biological process: folic acid metabolic process; tetrahydrofolate biosynthetic process; glycine biosynthetic process. Gene Ontology annotation, molecular function: NADP binding; dihydrofolate reductase activity. Gene Ontology annotation, cellular component: mitochondrion.
GCCAGGGUUGGCGCGCACUUUCUGUGGGGCUAGCAAGCCAGGAGGUUUUCGUGCCGCCGUCAUGGUUCGUACCCUAAACUGCAUCGUUGCUGUGUCCCAGAACAUGGGCAUCGGCAAGAACGGAGACCUGCCUUGGCCCCCGCUCAGGAAUGAAUUCAAGUAUUUCCAGAGAAUGACCACAACCUCUUCAGUAGAAGGUAAACAGAAUUUGGUGAUUAUGGGUAGGAAGACCUGGUUCUCCAUUCCUGAGAAGCAGCGACCUUUAAAGAACAGGAUUAAUUUAGUUCUCAGUAGAGAACUAAAGGAACCUCCAAAAGGAGCUCAUUUUCUUGCCAGAAAUCUGGAUGAUGCCUUAAAACUUAUUGAGGAACCAGAAUUAGCAAAUAAAGUGAACAUGGUUUGGAUAGUGGGAGGCAGUUCCGUUUAUAAGGAAGCCAUGGACAAGCCAGGCCAUCUUAGACUGUUUGUGACAAGGAUCAUGCAGGAAUUUGAAAGUGACACAUUUUUUCCAGAAAUUGAUUUGAAGAAAUAUAAACUUCUCCCAGAAUACCCAGGCGUUCUUUCUGAUGUUCAGGAGGAGAAAGGCAUUAAGUACAAAUUUGAAGUAUAUGAAAAGAACAAGUAAUGUGAAGGUGUUUUCUGCUUCAUCUCAAGUUGUUCCCCAUCCCCUCCAAACAAUUAAUGUAUUUAACAUUAGAGAAAGAGACUUCUGUUGACUCUAGAUCUAUGGAUAAUUAUUUCUAAGCAUUGUGUUUUUAUUAAUUAGUCUUAAUCUUAACUAGAUUUGGUUAACACUGAUCUUAACUGUGCUAAAUCAGAUACCAUUUGUGAAACAUCUGUUGCUGUAACUGUCUAAAUGUCCAUCAAGGGCAAGGAUUGGGUCCCCAGCAUCUGCCUAAGGUAACAUACUAAGACACCACAGUGGGAGAGUUUCCUGAUAUUGUGAGUUGCAAUCCAGGCCUAUAAACAUCGAAGCUAGACAAAUUUGUCCAAAUGUCAGAAAUGGAUUAUAAUCAGAAGAGUUCAAACUCAGAUAUUAAAAGAAAAGUAGAUCACCCUUGCUAGUUUGGCUCAGCAGUUAGAGCAUCGGCCAGUGGAC